Messenger RNA from Sardina pilchardus (European sardine), 1005 nucleotides. RefSeq names its product trace amine-associated receptor 1-like. The coding region runs from base 28 to 1005 and encodes 325 amino acids. Gene Ontology annotation, biological process: chemical synaptic transmission; G protein-coupled receptor signaling pathway, coupled to cyclic nucleotide second messenger. Gene Ontology annotation, cellular component: plasma membrane; dendrite. The record is from RefSeq and is a predicted model, not a curated record. The transcript has a single exon. Lineage: Eukaryota; Metazoa; Chordata; Actinopteri; Clupeiformes; Clupeidae. Gene Ontology annotation, molecular function: G protein-coupled serotonin receptor activity; neurotransmitter receptor activity; trace-amine receptor activity.
UUAAAACCUUUUUUUCUGAACAGAUUCAUGAAAAUGAACAUUUCUAUAGUUCCGAGAGUGCAGUUCUGCUAUGAAGGACUGAAUGGCUCCUGCAUCCGAGCCAACUACCCUUUAUCCCUCCGCAUACCACUGUAUUUUCUCUUCACUUCCACAGUCAUUGUCACAGUGGGGGGAAAUCUGCUUGUAAUGGUUACUAUUUUUCAUUUUGUGCAGUUGCAAACUCCCACCAACUACCUUAUUUGCUCCAUGUCUGUGGCCGACCUGUUACUGAGUGUUACUGUAAUGCCUCCGACCAUGAUUGAAUCUUUGGAAAACUGCUGGUACUUUGGCGACUUUUUGUGUAAAUUUUAUGCCUGUGUUGACAUCACUCUUUGCAGUACUUCAGUUUUGCAUCUGACAUGUAUUGCCAUCGACCGUUUCUUUGCGAUCAGUCAGCCCCUGCAGUAUCACAACAGAAUGUCAAGAUGUGUGGCACUCACUAUGAUCUCUGUCAGCUGGGGUUUGUCUGCCAUCUUUGGGUCUGCAGUAGCAUUUUCCCCUGAUGGGGAGCAUGCCGCUGAAAGCACUGAUUCUGACUGCAUAGGAGGAUGCUCGGCCUUACAUGAAAAAGAGAUAGGUGUCUCGUACUUUUUUGUUUUCUAUUUCAUCCCAUUGACUAUCAUGUCAAGCAUUUACCUCAGGAUUUUAGUCAUUGCAAUAAGACAAGCUAACAUCAUCCAUCAGACCAACAGACAAGUCAGAAGUGGCAAACACAAUGUGAUUAAAAUGGAUUAUAAGGCCACAAAGACACUUGGAAUUGUCAUUAGUGUGUUCAUGUUGUGUUGGACUCCAUUUUUUAUAUGCAAUAUUGUAGAUCCGAUAGUAGGGCAUUCCAUACCUGCACUUUUAUAUCAGAUUUUAAUGUGGCUUGCCUACUUAAACUCUAUGUUUAACCCCAUCAUUUACGCCAUCUCCCAUACUUGGUUUAGAAAACACUUCAGAAUCAUACUAAAGAGACUGUUAUAA